GGGGUGACAAUGUACGACCAGAAAUAUCUUGCUCCUAGUACUGUCCACUAUAUAAUGUCCUCACAGUUCCUACUACAAUUCUGGCGUAGCCUAUUCCCCAAACCUUCAUUCAAGCUGAAAAACGCUGUAUUCUCUCAUGCCGUUGAACAUACCAUCUCAGACGCAUGUCACCACCACCAUCUCCGUAUCUAAUCUUCACUGCAGCAGCUGUGUAACCACAAUCAACGAAGUCCUCUUCUCUCUGUCUCCCCCUCCAACCAGUGUAGAUGCAUCCAUCGUCCACCAGACAGUGACAGUCGGUCAUGCUUUUCCGAUACAAAGACACACCAUACAGUCCAUGCUUGAAGAUGCUGGCUUUGAUGUAUCUGACCCGGAUUCCACCUCCUCCGACCACAGACUUUCACAAGCAACGUGCGGGAUGAGUACCAUGCUCUCUGGAAAACGUAGAAAGCAUAUCCAACAUUGUUCAUUGUGUCAGGAGGCGGCCGCCACCUCACUCGAUGACACCGUUUUACCACACCUGCCGAAGGCCGGUAGCCUAUCUUACGAUUCUCCAACGGAUUGCUCCACGCUAGAUGGAUCAGGGAAGGACCCAGAAUCGAGCCUAAGCCCGUCGCACAAAGUUCAAGUUGGCGCCGAUCGUGAUGUGCCGCAUCUCGUCACCCUGUCCGUAGGUGGUAUGACAUGCUCCUCGUGCUCGGGCACUAUCACCGAAAUGGUCUCGCUACUCCCUGGCAUCUCCGAGGUAGUCGUUAGCCUCCUGAACAACUCCGCCACAGUCAUUGUUGCUCGAAAAGAUCUAGUUGGCUCCGUGACCGAAACGAUCGACGCCUGUGGCUUCGAAGUUGACGUCAUCAAAAUCGAGCCACUGAUCCCAUUGACACCAGCAAGUGACGCGAUAACAACGGGCCCUCGGAAAUUAUCCCUUCGUGUCGACGGAAUGUAUUGCCAACACUGUCCGGCAAAAAUCAUGACCGCAUUAAAAAAGCUCCAGCCAAACGUCACCAUUAUCAAACCAUUAUCAAACAUUUUGGAUCCCGUAAUAGAAGUCUCAUACAUACCAUCGCCUCCAGACUUCACUAUCCGUUCUAUCAUCUCUGCUAUUGUGUCCGUGGAAUCGACGUCAUACAGUGUAUUGAUUAAUCGUCCACCUACCCUCGAAGAGCGCACGCAUCGCAUGCAGCAGCGCGAGAAACGAACCUUGCUGCUGCACCUGAUUUUCACGUUCAUCAUUACGAUACCCACGUUCAUUAUAGGCGUGGUUUACAUGAGCCUUCUUCCCGCCGGCGAUCGAACGAGGCUAUACCUAAUGGAGCCCAUGUGGAAUGGAAACGCGUCCCGAAUUGAGUGGGCACUCUUCUUCCUGGCGACCCCAGUAUACUUUUAUGGCGCUGGCUUAUUUCAUCGUCGAAGCAUCAAAGAAAUUAAAUCUUUAUGGAGGAAGGGGAGCCCGACUCCGGUCAUCAAGCGCUUUACUAGAUUCGGGAGUAUGAACCUUCUGGUCUCUUCCGGAGUAACUGUAGCCUAUUUUUCGUCUAUCGUGGUUCUAGCUCUUGCAGCGACACAGCCGCCUUCGAGCGAUGGUGCAGCGCAAGAAACAACAUAUUUCGACUAUGUCGUGUUCCUAACCAUGUUUUUACUAGCUGGCCGGUACCUCGAGGCAUACAGUAAAGCGAGAACUGCCGACGCAAUCACUGCGCUCGGCUCGCUUCGCCCUGCCGAAGCUCUUAUCUUGGCUCCUCGCUCAGCUUCCGAUUUCACGGCUCCCGCUAUUGUUUCCCGCGAAGAUCCCGAAAAAUGUGACAUGUCAUGUGAUAACGGUAGCCUGGUUGCUUCCCCCGGGUUCAAGUUUGAGAAGGUCCCCGUUGACCUUUUGGAGGUUGGCGAUGUGGUGCGUGUGCAAAACGGGGCUACACCACCAUCAGACGGUACAAUUGUGUCCGGUGCGGAGACGUCCUUCGACGAAAGCUCUUUGACGGGCGAGGCUCGACUUAUCAAGAAGAAUGUCGGGGACAAGGUUCUUCUUGGGACAAUCAACAAAUCCAGGGCUGUAGACGUUCGAGUUGACGCUGUUGGCGGUGUCUCAUUGCUGGAUCAGAUCGUGCAGAUCGUACGCGAGGGCCAAACUCGCAGGGCUCCGAUUGAGCGUGUCGCAGACCAUAUUACGGGCGUAUUUGUCCCGAUCAUCACUUUGCUAGCAAUUGUUACGUGGUUGAUAUGGCUCGCCUUGGGUGUUAGCGGUGCCAUCCCUAGCAGUUAUCUAGAUAUAAGCGUAGGCGGAUGGGUCGUCUGGUCUCUCGAGUUUGCAAUCGCAGUAUUCGUCGUGGCAUGUCCUUGCGGCAUUGGUCUCGCGGCACCUACCGCUCUUCUUGUGGGAUCUGGCCUCGCAGCCAAACAUGGCAUAUUGGCCCGCGGAGGCGGCGAGGCUUUCCAAGAAAUGGCGCAACUUGACAUCGUCGUGUUCGAUAAAACCGGAACACUUACUGAAGGUGGUGAGCCUCGAGUGUCUGAUGCCGAGAUCCUGCUUUCUUCGGUGCCUGAGGAGAUGCUUCUUGGAAUCGCCGCGGAGUUGGAAUCUGCUUCCUCUCACCCGCUCGCAAAUGCGAUUCGGCAGUAUGCAGGGAAGCAUGGUGCUGCGUCUGUUACUGGCAGCGCAUUCGAUGAGAUUGCUGGUAAAGGUGUCAAAGCAGAUUUUGACGACAUGCGUCGCAAGGCGAUCAUAGGAAAUGAAGCCCUGAUGCGAGAUCAUGAGGUACUACUUUCUCCAGACGUUCUCCAAAUGCUUGAGAGGUGGAAAUCAGAGGCGAAGAGUAUUGUCCUUCUCGCAGUUACGGACGCGGACUUGGAUAGUCGAUUCGUCAUUGCAGCGAUAUUCGCUGUGUCGGAUCCCAUCAGGCAAGAAGCUGCUGGUGUCGUACGCCAUUUAAAGGAGCAGGGCAUUGGGACAUGGAUGAUAUCAGGGGACAAUGAGACGACGGCUAAAGCUGUCGCUAAAUCUGUGGGCAUUCCAGAAAUGAAUGUCAUCGCUGGAGUUUUGCCUCAACAAAAGGCAGAAAAGAUCGAGUGGCUGCAACAUAAUGGUGCCAAACGUCCUUCUUCACGAUGGCAGCGUAUGUUGGGAAGGUCAACGUCAAACCAGCGUUGCGUCGUUGCAAUGGUUGGGGAUGGUAUCAAUGACGCUCCCGCACUGGCUGUCAGCGACAUAGGAAUAGCUAUCGGAUGUGGAAGCGACAUCGCGUUAUCUAGCGCUUCAUUCAUUCUCCUAUCCUCUAACCUCAAAACUUUGCUCACACUGAGCGACCUGUCGAGAAAAGUGUUUAACCGCGUCAAGAUUAACUUUAUGUGGGCAUUUAUGUACAAUUUGAUUGCAGUCCCCAUCGCUGCUGGCGUCGUAUACCCUGCCGGACACGCGCGUCUAGCUCCCGUCUGGGCAUCAUUGGCCAUGGCAUUAUCCUCUGUAUCCGUGAUUUGCUCCUCCCUCGCACUCAAGCUCUACAGAGAACCAAAGAUAAAGCUUUAACGAGUCUAAUAUAUCCAACCUUUCCCGGGGAAUGCUGUACAUCAACCCUAUCUACCUGGAUCUGUAUUUUUAUUUCUUUCCCUCAUUAAUGUAUCCCUAGCGGAUUUUCUAGUUUGCUCUAUGCCAGUAAUCA
Molecule: messenger RNA, 3653 nt
Organism: Suillus clintonianus
Lineage: Eukaryota; Fungi; Basidiomycota; Agaricomycetes; Boletales; Suillaceae
Product: heavy metal translocatin
Exons: 12
Coding region: 137-3520 (1127 amino acids)
Biological process (GO): copper ion homeostasis; monoatomic cation transport
Cellular component (GO): membrane
Molecular function (GO): ATP hydrolysis activity; ATP binding; copper ion binding
Source: RefSeq, a predicted model, not a curated record